AUGUUCGGUACAAGUAACCAAGGGAUUCUUCUUGAAAAUAGCGAAGAAAAUGACCAAAUCGAUCUUGCUCAAAUACAAGUACAAAGUACUCUUUCUAAAGUACAAGUACAAGUACCAAGUACACUUCCUCAAGUACAAGUACAAGUACCAAGUACUAUUCCUCAAGUACAAGUACAAGUACCAAGUACUAUUCCUCAAGUACAAAUACAAACCCAUGAUACUUUUAUACCAAAAUGUUCAGCUCGUCGAGCUCUACAAACCCUGAAAGUUCGAGGAAUUUUGAAGAAAGUCGAUGUAAACGUGGUACGUUUCCCAUGGAUUCACCCUCACCCAAUAUCUUUCAUUGAUACCCGAAUUGCCAUUGGACUGAAUCAGCAAUUAGCGAAGAAUGACUCCAACACAACAAUAUUACCUUUGAUUGGGUGUGAGAAGAAACGAUUGUAUGUAGAAAUACCAUUCAUCGGUCGACCAGCGGACUUGUUGAAGAAGAGAUUCAGUCAACUGUCUGGUAAAGUUCGUCCUGAUCUCGACAUUCGCUUCUACACAAAACCUCCACCAGCGGUUCAAACAUUCUUCCAAACCAAAGAUCCAAUCGCCAAACACAUGCAGUCAGACGUCGUCUACUCAAUCAGUUGUAUCGAUUGCAAUCAAACAUACAUCGGUAAAACUGAAAGACAAAGUAUACGUCGCCUACGUGAACAUGGAGCACCAAAACAAUCCUUUGAUUCGCGUCCAACUGAACAGGCAUGA
Molecule: messenger RNA, 750 nt
Organism: Adineta ricciae
Lineage: Eukaryota; Metazoa; Rotifera; Eurotatoria; Adinetida; Adinetidae
Source: the annotation of a GenBank genome assembly